AUGACACUUGCAGACAGCUCACGUCUUCUGUCAAUCUACGUGAAGAUGUUGGCGUUGUUGGAAACUUCUGAGACCGAUUAUACGAAAGACGUGGCGAACUCAACUGGGGAGGCAGACAUCAAACACAUUAUCUAUCUUCCCUUUCUUUCUUUCUUACUUUCUUUCUUUCUUUCUUUCUUUCUAGCUUUUCUUUGUUUGUUUGAUUGUUUGUUUGUUUCUUUCUUUCUUUCUUUCUUUCCUCUGGUUUUCUUUCUUUCUUUCUCCUCGUUUUUCUUUCCUCUAAUUCUCUUUCUUUCUUUCUUUCUUUCUUUCUUUGUUACGUUUAGAUAUUCUCUAAACUCAUCGCCUGGACGAAUAUUGGUUUGUUUUUUUUUCUUUCCUCUGGUUUUCUUUCUUUCUUUCUCCUCGUUUUUCGUUCCUCUAAUUCUCUUUCUUUCUUUCUUUCUUUCUUUCUUUGUUACUUUGUUUCUUUCUUUCUUUUCCUCUGGUUUUCUUUCUUUCUUUUCCUCGUUUUUCUUUCGAAUUCUCUUUCUUUCUUUCUUUCUUUCUUUCUUUCUUUCAUUCUUUGUUACGUUUGAGAUAACCAUUCUUGCGUCUCUCCUCGCAAUCAAACAGGAAUUGGUUACCUCGGUUGUAACGUAA
This is a messenger RNA of Acanthosepion pharaonis, 642 nucleotides long. Lineage: Eukaryota; Metazoa; Mollusca; Cephalopoda; Sepiida; Sepiidae. The record is from the annotation of a GenBank genome assembly.